AUGACGAUCGAGGAGAAGUUCACGAACGUGCACUUGAUCUCAGACGACGGGUCCUCGUCUGAGAAGGUCACAUUGUCUGUUGGUCUGGACAAGGUCCGGAUUCUGACGCCCUCGGGCCUUCACGCCAUCUUCGAGUGCGGCCUGACGGAGGUCGGCAACCAGGAGCUCCGCGGGAGCCUGCUCACGAUCCUCGUGAAGCCGAGUGCGGGCUCCACGAAGGAGCUCGUCCUCCAGGGAGAUGGGAGCACAAUGCAGAACGUAGCGGACACGCUCAUGACCUUCAGCCUCCAGGCGAAGGAGCUCCAGGAGGAAGAGAAGCAGACGGCUGCGUCGGAGCGCGCUCGCAGCGAGGCCGGGGCAGCCGGAGUGCGCUUCUGGGACCGCCCCGACAAGGAGGGGUGGAUGCAGAGCCAGGGAGAGCACCUCAGGACGUGGAGGCGCCGGUUCUUCGUCCUCAAGGACGGCUACUUGUUCCGGUUCAUGGCGCCCAACCCGACGCGCGACACCAAGCCCCGCGGGACGGUCGACUUGAACUCCGCCUCCGAAGUCACCUCCGCGGUGAAAGAGACCGGGAAGUCCGCGUCCGUGAAGGUCACGGCCGGCAAGGACAGCCACCUCUUCCUGUGCGACAGCGAGACCGAGGCGGUCGAGUGGAUGAGCGCGCUCGAGGGUGCAAUGCACUCGGCCGUGCGGCGCGCGGCAGGCCUCUCCGCGGCCGCGUCCGGCGCCGGGAGCGGCCUCGCGGGCCGGCUCCAGGAGCGCAUCGCGCAGCACGAGCGCUCGAAGCCGCCCGCGGCGUUCGCGGCGCGCGCCGCGAGCCCUCCCGCGCGGCGCAGGGACGACGCGUUUGACGGCAGGGCGGGCGGGUACAGCGGGCGCGCGGGGCCGGCGCCCGGGGCGUGGCGCGACUACGGCCAGGUCGAGGUCGAGGUGGUCGGGUACGACGGCUCGGGCGCGGGGCGGGACGCGCGGCCCGCACAGGACGCGCGCGGCGCCCCGCCGCAGGGGGGGGUGUCGUUUGGCGAGUACGGGGCGAUUCCGGGCGUCGCGGGGCUGGCGGACGCGCGGCCGGGGUCGCUGUACGGCGGCCCCGCGCCCGUGGCGACGACGAUCGUGGACUACGAGCCCGCGAACCUGGACGGGCUGGACGGGAUUGGGGGGACUGCGGGGUACAACGGGGGGGGGUAUGGGUACGGUGCGCCGGCGGGGCCGCCGCAGCCUGAGCCGGCGAUGGCGGGGGGGUACUCGAUGCCGCCGGCGGGGGAGUACGCGGCGCCGCAGCCUCAGGGGGCGCCGCAGGUGGGCGGGGGCGCAGGUGCUGUCGGGUGGCAGACGUCGUAUACGCCCGAGGGGCAGCCGUACUACCACAACCCCGUGACGGGGCAGACGCAGUGGGAGGCGCCGAACCUCCUGGGCUGA
Molecule: messenger RNA, 1419 nt
Organism: Pedinophyceae sp. YPF-701
Lineage: Eukaryota; Viridiplantae; Chlorophyta; Pedinophyceae
Source: the annotation of a GenBank genome assembly